AAACAUAACAGCGAUUAAGAAAAGGUUUUUCUGUCCCAGCUGAGAAGAAGUCUGCAAAAUUGAGAAUUUAGCAAAUUUCCUGAAGUCGUUGCGUUUGUUUGGAAACUAGUCAAACAAAGCAGCCAGUUGGAGACGCUGAUGCCCAAAGAUGAGACCCGGAGGGAGUUUUUUCUGGUCCUCAGGUGGAGCAGAGUCCGGUAGGUUGCGCGUCUCUCGGUCACCUUCUGAAAUAAUGACUUAUGAGAACGUGCGCGUCCUGCCGGCGCGCGUGUGACUGACUGACCGACAGUGUUUCCGAGACAGAAAGAGGUUUGAUCUGAGCAGCAGUCAGAAUCAGCAGCAGACUCCUCUCCUCUCCUCUCCUCUCCUCAGACCCAUGCAGGAUGCCCGGGCAGCGCCGCCGGGGAGCGCUGGUCCAGCUCAGACCGAGUUCAUGACGCUCCGGGCGGCCUCGUGAUGCGUUUGUUGCCCGAGCCCAGCGCCCAUUCCCUUUGGCUUCUCUUCCUUUUUAUCUUCGUGAUGGGGGUGGCCCCCUCUCCGGCACUCACCGCCGGCUGCCCAGACGGAUGCGUGUGCGACGACCAGCUGGUGGUCCAGUGCGCGGGGCAGGAUCUGACUCUGUUUCCCAGCGACCUGCCCCUGGCGACCCGGCAGCUCAUCCUCUCCAACAACCGCAUAGGGGACCUACCGGCCCUCCAGCUCAACUACCUGUCCGACCUGGUUUAUCUAGAUUGUAGCAACAACUCGCUGACAGAAAUCUCCGAGUCCACUUUUGGGAACUUGCGGAAACUCGCGUACUUGGACUUGUCCUUUAACACCCUCCUGCAGAUCGAGGACCGGACUUUCGGGCCCCUGGUGUCUCUGGUGAUGCUCCGGAUGACGGACAAUCCGAGUCUGGGGGAGAUCCACCCGGAUGCUUUUUCGGAGAACUUUGCUCUGCAGGUCCUGGAUGUGAGCAGGAACAACCUGACGGUGCUGAACAUCAGCAGCCUGAUCGCCCUGCCGGCGCUGCGCUCCCUGGGCCUCAGUGGGAACCCGUGGAGGUGUGACUGUGACACGGAGGACCUCUGCCUCUGGGUGCAGAUAGAGGGAUUCAAGUUUCAAGGUGAGGCCAGUAGAAAAGCUGUCAGAUCAGAUGAGGGCCAGACAAUAUGCCACAACCCUCCAGAGCUGGUGGGUCAGCGGCUGGCAGAGGUCGGCAUGCAGCUGCGGACGGACUGCCACCAGGGCCUGGGCUACUGGGACUACCUCUUCUUCAUCGCCAUCGGCUUCGUCAUCUUCUCGGCCGGCACCGUUUCGGCUUGGGUGAUGGGCGUGCUCAUGGUGCUGUACGAGCGCUACAGCAAGCGGAAGAGCGAGGAGCUGGACAGCGAGGACGAGGGUGAGAGGGGGCCCAUUAAUGGAAGCGGCGGAGGAGGGGACCAGGGGAACGGGGAUCUGAGCAAACCAAGCAUGGAGGUGUGA
This is a messenger RNA of Cyprinodon variegatus (sheepshead minnow), 1464 nucleotides long. RefSeq names its product leucine-rich repeat-containing protein 52-like. The record is from RefSeq and is a predicted model, not a curated record. NCBI's taxonomy places the organism in Eukaryota, Metazoa, Chordata, Actinopteri, Cyprinodontiformes, Cyprinodontidae. The transcript has 2 exons. Bases 457 to 1464 code for a protein of 335 amino acids. Gene Ontology annotation, molecular function: voltage-gated potassium channel activity; transmembrane transporter binding; potassium channel activator activity. Gene Ontology annotation, cellular component: voltage-gated potassium channel complex.